CUGCUGUUGUCAAAUAUCGCGGGAGCCGCCUCCCUAAUCACUACGUAAUGUGCCGUGCUGCUUCUAGCGGCGCUGGUGACAGUGCUGAAAGCUGUUGGGUAUGAAGUGAAACCGAACUGAAUUUUUGUACCAUCCGCAACUGCUUCAAGUUCAGAUCACAACUAAAGGAACUGAAGACAAACAUCCCAGAUUUAAAAAAAAGUUGCAACACUAAAGCCACGUGGGGGGAGAAAAGGAUCACUUCAAGGAUUUAAAAACACAAGAGAAACAAAAAUCCUGAAACGACCAAAGAACACGCACAUCAGCCCAACUGAAACGUGAAAGAGAAGCAAUCCUAUGCCCAAGCAUAUUCUAAGAAGAAAACUGAUCUGAAACAAGAAGUUUGUGCCUACUCAACAGCUUUGACAAAGCACACGUCCCAACGCUGCUCCUAGCCCUCCUCAUCCUAACUACGCCGCCGACUCGCCACUAAAGUGUAGAGUAGGCUCUCUGCUAGUACCCUCCCAUAGUCUCCCCCGUCUCUCUACUCCGCAUUUUUGUUCUCCGUAACUUUUCUAAGCAGUGUUAUUGCAACUGCCUUUUGUGUGCUAGGUUUCUUUUUUCUUUUUUUUUACUUUAUGCAACCACCUUGGUCUUGUGCCAGAAACCUGGUAGGAGCGUGCAUGUGUUAAAGUGUGUGUAUGUGUUUGUGUGUGUGAAGCUCUGCGAAGUCAUCAAGAUCCAGAGAAAAAAGAUAAAAGAAACAGUAAAGACAUCCAGCCGUGUAUCACUGGGUGGUUACUUUACGGUUGUCCAUUUAAAAAAAACAAACAAAACAAAAAAAAAAAAAUCAAGCAGAAAUUAAAACAAGUUCAGCAAGUGCUCAAGCAACUUUGGUUGAAGUUUAUGGGAAAAUAUGGGCAGCCCCUGGAAAGGCUUUGUUGAGUUUACCUUGCCUGCGUCACCACCCACCGCAUUUGUUAGUGCUGACCUGAGCAGCACCUCCCCUGUGGGACUCAGCCUGUCGCCAUAUGGCCGAUCCCGUGUUGCGGCUCUAUCCCCUGUGUCAGAAAUGGAAAGGGGCUCCUCUGAACCCCCUGUUGCCCGCAGCGGUGGCUCGGCCCCCGAUUCCUCCACCGCUCCCAUGCCCAUACCCCGCUCCUCCUCUGUCUCUUGCCACCCUCACCCUGGAAGUAAAAAGUACAAGCGGACUCCUUUGUAUCAGAGAUCAAUGAGUUUUGACCCAGGCAUGCUUCAUAACAACGGACACACCGCAUAUGCCAACGGCUCAGGGCCUGGCAUCAGAGAAACCGGUGUGGUGGAGAAGCUGUUGACUUCCUAUGGAUUCAUCCAGUGCUCAGAGCGCCAGGCUCGUCUUUUCUUCCAUUGCUCCCAGUAUAAUGGGAACCUGCAGGAGCUUAAAAUAGGAGAUGAUGUAGAGUUUGAGGUGUCCUCUGACAGGCGCACUGGCAAGCCCAUAGCAGUGAAGCUGCUUAAGAUAAAGCCAGAGGUGCUGCCAGAGGAGCGCAUCUCGGGCCAGGUGGGGCCAGACCUGCACGCCUAUCCCUUUACUGUGCUGCAUGGUUAUAUUCAUCCAGUCGUCUCAUCUGUCCCACUGAACUUGGAUGGGAAGGCCGCUCCGGGCCAGGUUCCCACUGGGAGUGUUUGUUAUGAAAGAAAUGGAGAGGUUUUUUAUCUGACCUAUACUCCUGAUGAUGUGGAGGGGAAUGUCCCUUUGGAGACGGGCGACAAAGUCAGCUUUUACAUGGAGACAAACAAGCAUACUGGUGCAGUGAGCGCUCGCAAUGUUCAGCUUGUGAAGAAAAAGCAGGCGAGGUGCCAGGGUGUGGUAUGUGCUACAAAGGAGGCUUUUGGGUUCAUUGAGAGGGCAGAUGUGGUGAAGGAGAUCUUUUUUCACUACAGCGAGUUUAAGGGCGACCUGGAGGCUCUUCAGGCUGGAGAUGAUGUGGAAUUCACCAUCAAAGACAGAAACGGCAAGGAAGUAGCUACGGACGUGCGCCUGCUCCCUCAGGGGACCGUCAUCUUUGAAGACAUAAGCAUUGAGCAAUUCGAAGGCACUGUUGUUAAAGUUAUUCCCAAGGUUCCCACGAAAAAUCAGAGUGACCCUCUGCCUGGGCGCAUCAGUACGAGGAUUGGUUUCUCUGAGAAGGAGCUUCCUUUUGGAGAGAAGGACACAAAGUCUAAGGUGACUCUUUUGGAGGGAGACCACAUUCAGUUUAACAUCUCCACUGACCGCAGAGACAAACUAGAGAGGGCUACAAACAUCGAAAUCCUCCCAGACACCUUCAACCUGACCAAGGAGACCCGUGAAAUGGGCGUGAUUGCAGCCAUACGCGACGGCUUUGGCUUCAUAAAGUGCGUGGAUCGAGAUGCCCGAAUGUUCUUCCACUUCAGCGAGGUCCUGGAGGAAAGCCAACUGCACAUCUCGGAUGAAGUGGAGUUCACUGUUGUGCCUGUAGGUUCUGUUAAGCUUUUCACAAAAGAUAUGCUGUCUGCUCAGAGAAACCAUGCGGUUCGCAUUAAGAAGCUUCCCAAAGGGACGGUGUCCUUCCACACUCAGUCUGAGCAGCGGUUUGUGGGCGUCGUGGAGAAGGAAGUCGUGUCGGCCUCCAACAAGAACGCGAGCCCCACCAAGGGAAAGGAGAAGAAAAAAGACAAGGAAGCUGAAGAGGGAGUGAUUGCCUAUGAAGACUGUGGUGUGAAGCUCACUGUGCCAUAUCAUGUCAAAGACCUGGAGGGAGGAAGUUUCCCUCAAGCUGGAGACAAGGUGGAGUUCUGCAUCAAUGAAAUGAAGCGAACGGGCCAUCAGAGUGCAGUGUCCAUCAGGGUUCUCAACCGCAACGCCUCCAGCUCCAGACGACUGCACGGAUUCGUUGCUGCACUGAAGGAUAACUUUGGCUUCAUCGAGACAGCAAACCAUGACCAGGAAGUUUUCUUUCACUACAGUGAAAUGUGUGGGGAUGUGGAUAAUUUGGAGCUGGGUGACACGGUGGAAUAUACUCUCUCUAAGGGGAAAGGAAACAAAGUUAGUGCUGAAAAGGUUACCAAGGUGGCUGCAGUGAAUGGUACUGGUGACGAUGUUGGUGCAUCUGUGUUGGCGGGAAAAAUCAUCCGUCCCAUCCGCAGCGUGGAUCCCUCCCAGACUGAAUAUCAAGGACUCAUUGAAGUGACUGAGGAAGGUGAAGACAAGGGGCAGAACUAUCCCUUUGGAAUCAUGGGGAUGACGAAGAAGGCAGACUGCCUGCAGAAGGGGGAACAUGUUAAGUUCCAAGUUUGCACAGUCACCCAGACUGGCCAGAAGAUGGCGUGCAAUGUUGUUCCUCAGCGCAGAGCUCCAGUGGAGUGUGUCAAGGACCAGUUUGGCUUCAUUACGUACGAGGUCGGAGAGAGCAAGAAGCUGUUCUUCCACGUGAAAGAAGUGCAGGACGGCGUGGAGCUCCAGAUCGGAGACGAGGUGGAGUUUUCAGUCGUCUUCAAUCAACGCACUGGAAAAUGUAGUGCCUGCAAUGUACGCAGAGUUAGUGAGGGACCCAAACCGGUGGCCACGCCACGUCCCGACCGYCUGGUGAACCGAUUGAAGAGCAUCACUCUGGAUGACGCCAGCGCUCCUCGUCUGGUCAUCCUACGGCAGCCUCGGGGUCCCGACAAUUCAAAGGGCUUCAGCGUGGAGCGGAAGACUCGACAGCCUGGAGUCAUUGACUGAGCAAUACGCAGCCAGCCCCAUCAGGCCUUGGAGGGAUGCAGUCUCCGAGGGAAACAGCAGGGGGCAAUAAGGGGAAACCGAUCUGACAUACUGCUUGUGAACUAACUCAUCCAUGAAAUAUAACACGCGCAUGCAACAAG
This is a messenger RNA of Poecilia reticulata (guppy), 3843 nucleotides long. NCBI's taxonomy places the organism in Eukaryota, Metazoa, Chordata, Actinopteri, Cyprinodontiformes, Poeciliidae. The record is from RefSeq and is a predicted model, not a curated record.